Messenger RNA from Tachysurus fulvidraco (yellow catfish), 1028 nucleotides. RefSeq lists its product as uncharacterized. The record is from RefSeq and is a predicted model, not a curated record. NCBI's taxonomy places the organism in Eukaryota, Metazoa, Chordata, Actinopteri, Siluriformes, Bagridae. The transcript has 2 exons. The coding region runs from base 54 to 1028 and encodes 324 amino acids. Gene Ontology annotation, molecular function: nucleic acid binding.
CUGAUCUGCUUGACGUUGCUGUGUUUCUACAGGAUCAGUUGAACCGAUAUGGUAUGCUUCACGGAUAUAAGAUGAUGCAUCUGAAAUGCAUUCAGGCUGGCUAUGUGGUCACACAAGAGACAAUCAGGCAAUUGUUGAAAAUACUGGAUCCCCAUGGAGUGCAACUGAGGCGCCGGAAUCGUCUUCGGCGACGUUUGUAUCAUAAUCCAGGCCCGAACUUUUUAUGGCAUGUUGAUUCAUAUGAUAAACUCAAACCAUAUGGGAUCUGCAUCAAUGGUGCAAUCGACGGGUUUUCACGAAUGGUGAUAUGGCUACAUGCAUACUCUACAAGUAGUGAUCCCAAGGUCAUCGCUGGAUACUUUAUUGAUGCGGCGUUAUCAAGGAAUGGGACAGCCACCCGAAUUCGCUCAGACUUAGGGACAGAGAACUGUUACAUGGAACAGAUGCAGAUGUUCAUGAGACAUGAUCAUACGGACGACUUUUCGAGAAAUUGCUAUUUGUAUGGCUCAAGCAAUCAUAACCAACGGAUAGAGCAGUGGGUGGGAUUUUUGAGGAAACAGCAUGCACAGUUCUGGAUCAACCUAUUUCAAGAUCUAAAAGAUUCUGACGACUUCUCCGGUGACUUCAUAGACAAAAGUCUAAUACAGUUCACAUGUCUUGAAAUAAUAGAGGGAGAACUGCAGGAUGUUGUUCACCUUUGGAACACGCACAGAAUUCGCCCAUCCAGAAAUGCUGUGUCUCCAUGUGGACGUCCAGUGAUGAUGUACACCCUACCCCAACUUUUUGGUGCUAGGGAGUACCUUAAAGAGGUAUCCCAACAGAAGAUACAGGCUUGUAGGGAGGAAUGUCGUGAGAGAGGACCAUAUCCCUGUGAUAAUACAGUGUUUGACAUUUGUUGCCUUGCCAUGGUAGAAAACAGUCUUCAUCCACCAACCUCUCCAGAGGAAGCCAUUGAUCUUUACAUGUUCUUACGUGCUUACAUACGUACCCAAAUUAAUAAUCACAAGUUGUUCUACUGGAUCAAAUGA